CGCUGCGGCUGCCCCACGGUCGAUGUUCGUGCAUUGCGGGGCGCACAAAAGUUUGUGUGCAGGAGGCCUAAAAGAUUUGUUGCGUUUUUUCUUUUUGUUUCUGUUCAGCUAAAGAAACGUAAUAAACAGCACAAAUUAAUAGCAAUUUUUGAUGAGAAGUUACAUAAAAGUAGGGGGGAAAGUUGCCUGUUACAAGUGUCACUUCUGAACCCAAGUGCUUUUAAUGUGAUAGCCUUGGAUGGCAGCAGGAAGGAAUCCGUAUAUGGUCCGUAUAAUGGCAUAACUCGCUUCUAAUAGACGCCAUUGGUGUUUAGAUUAAUGGCACCGCUUGCUCCCGGGCGUCCACCUUCCCAGCACUUCUGUCCCUCGCCGGCUGCCAUAGUUCUAACCUGACGUCAUGUCCUGCCCUAAACUAACAUGAAAGUUUAGAGCGCGAAAUUAGGUUGGAGCAGUUACUGCAGUGCUCCUGCCUCGGAAGCGGCCGCCAUGGACCAAGUGUCCUGCAUGAAGAGCCUGCUCCUGGCAGUGGGGCAGUACCGCAGCUGUAAGAACGAGGCCAACGGGGCAGCGCUGCAGCGGCAGCUGGAGGCAUUCCUGGGGUUAAAGCUCAACAGGUUCUUUGUGUCCAGCCACAUCCUGCCCAGUGAGUGUGUGAGCAGCCUGGUGGAGCUCAUCGAGGACCCCAACAGCAGCCCUGCUGUCACCCUCAAGACCAUCACCCUGCUGUCCAGUCUGGCUUCUGAUGUUCAAACAAGACAAACUCUUUAUGCUGCCUACAAUGUCACCAGUGUGCUGGCUGGUGUGGUUCACCGGUACAGCUCCAUCCUCACCGAUCCUGUGCUAUUACAGAGCCUUCAGCUGCUGCAAAGACUGACCUACGAUGUAAGAGUUCUGCAUGCAAGUGUCAAUAUAGAGGAAUUAAUUUCCUUCUUGAUGAACAGAAUUCAGUCCCCUGAAGAUGAUCUAACCAUGCCGUGUCUUGGCCUUUUGGCAAACCUUUGCCGGAACAAUCUUUCUGUCCAGUCACAUGUCAAGUCAUUGAACAAUGUUAAAGCCUUCUAUCGCACCCUGAUUAGCUUCUUGGCCCACACCCGUUUGACUGUUGUAGUAUUUGCGCUUUCAAUACUCGCUAGUCUGACAUUAAAUGAAGAAGUGGGAGAAAAGCUUUUUCAUUCCAGAAAUAUUCAUCAAACAUUUCAGUUAAUAUUUAACAUUCUUGUCAAUGGGGAUGGUACUUUAACGAGAAAAUACUCAGUGGACCUUCUUAUGGAUUUGUUAAAAAACCCCAAAGUUGCAGAUUAUUUAUCAAGAUAUGAACAUUUCAAUUCAUGUCUUAUUCAAGUGCUGGGACUCCUACAUGGCAAGGAUCCUGAUUCAGCUAUGAAGGUGUUAGAAUUGUUGCUGGCUUUCUGCUCGGACCCCAAAUUACGGCACAUACUGCGACAGACUAUACUAGAACAAUCGAGUAUGCCUUCUGCAGGGAGUGGGAGACUUGGGCCACGUACAAAGUCUGCUGAGCCUGCUGUGGCUCUUGUUCAUUGGUCCAGCCAAGCACUGGACGCUCCUCAGAACUGUGCAGUACUGGCACUGGAGCUCUUCAAGGAAGUUUUUACAGAUGCCAUUGACACUGGGACCAGCCAGUCUGCAGAAAGGUUUGUCGAUCUUCUGUUGCCUGUUAUCCUUGAGCAACUUCAUGUUCCUGAUCCUUCCUUGGAUGAACAAUUAACAAAGAAGAAAUGUGAAAGAAUGGUGAAAUCAACAGACGUAUUGAUCACGCUCUGUACCGAAGACACAUUAAAAUCCCGGGUCGCCACAAAGCUUGCUGUCAACAGAUGUGUUGCUCUUGUAGAUUACCAGUUCGCCUUCAGUGGGGCAGACUCCAGCUUUGGGUCUAAAAUGGUGGAUGCUGAACUCUCCAAUGUUUCCUCAGAUGUUAUACUGAAGACUUUGGACGUUAUGAGCAGAAUAAAACAGUUGGUCACAAACAUGGAAGCUGCCUUCUAUAAGAUACUGCAGGACCAGCGUUUGAUUCAGUCACUGUCUUUUGCAUUAACUUCAGAUAACAGAGAGCGAGUUCAAGCUGGUCUUCGAAUAUUAUUUGAAGCUGCGCCACUGCCGGACUUCCCAGCAUUUGUGCUUGGGGAAAGUAUCGCUGCUAAUAAUGCAUAUAUACGGCAAGAAAAAGAUCAUCCAUCAAAAAGAUUUGGGUUGCUUGUUACUGCGAACAAUUGUAAACCACAACAGACCCCUAAAAUGCACAGCAUGGAUAUAUCAACCUUAAGUAUUCAGGAUCUCAUUCAAAAACUGAAGACCGGCAUGGAGUUGAAAGAACAAGUGAGUGAUGUUAGGAUUUCUGAUAUCAUGGAUGUUUAUGAACAAAAACUGUGCGCUCUAGCUUCUAAAGAGAGUCGGCUACAGGAUCUUUUAGAAGCAAAGACCUUAGCUCUUGCUCAAGCAGAUCGACUUAUUUCACAGUAUCAAUGUCAGAGAGCACAAGCUGAAGCAGAGGCAAGAAAGCUUGCUGCAUUACUUAAGGAGGCGGAAAGGAAGAAUGAGGAACUCUGCUUGCUUCUAAAGUCUCAACAACUUGAGUCUGAACGAGCAAAGAGUGACAUUGAGCAGUUAUUCCAGCACAGCAAGAAGUUACAAGUUGUGGCGGAAGAGCAUGAAAAACUAAAAGUCUCCUAUGCUGAUCACAUAUUGAAAUAUGAACUCUGUGAAAAACAGUACAAGGAGCUGCAGGCAUCGUAUAAUGUGUUAAGUAAGCAGGCAGAGACCAUGAAAAAGCUGAAUGACUCCCUCAAGCUACAGAAUGAAAAAACUCUGGCACAAUUAGAAGACAUUGAAAAUCAAAGAAAAGAAGUGUCCAAACAAUUACAAGAUCGAGAGAGCAAAAUAUUGAAUUUUCAACAGAAAGUAAAAGGGUUAGAGGAAAAAGUUAAGGCGAAACAAAAGGAGAAAGAAGAUAUGGAAGAAAGUAUUGAUAUCCUUCGUAAAGAAUUAAGCAAAACUGAACAAGCAAGGAAGGAACUGAGCAUUAGGACAUCUUCACUAGAAGUUCAGAAGACUCAGCUAGAAACCCGUCUGGAAGAGAGAGAAGCAAUUUUAAGAUCCCAACAAGAAGAGCUGAGCAAACAUUCAAAUAUGAUUGCCAUGAUACACAGCCUGAGCAGUGGCAAACUCAAUUCAGAGAAUGUGAACCUCAGCCUUUAGUAAAAAAAAA
Messenger RNA from Bufo bufo (common toad), 3223 nucleotides. RefSeq names its product cellular inhibitor of PP2A (gene CIP2A). The record is from RefSeq and is a predicted model, not a curated record. Lineage: Eukaryota; Metazoa; Chordata; Amphibia; Anura; Bufonidae. The transcript is spliced from 21 exons. Bases 487 to 3213 code for a protein of 908 amino acids.